Cydia splendana is the source of this 1781-nucleotide messenger RNA. Its product is annotated as gastrula zinc finger protein XlCGF17.1-like. Gene Ontology annotation, cellular component: nucleus. The transcript has 2 exons. NCBI's taxonomy places the organism in Eukaryota, Metazoa, Arthropoda, Insecta, Lepidoptera, Tortricidae. Bases 155 to 1168 code for a protein of 337 amino acids. The record is from RefSeq and is a predicted model, not a curated record. Gene Ontology annotation, biological process: regulation of transcription by RNA polymerase II. Gene Ontology annotation, molecular function: DNA-binding transcription factor activity, RNA polymerase II-specific.
AAAGGAAAACAAAAAUGAAAUCGUGAAGUCGUUUUAUUUCCAUAAAACUGAAUUAAGAGACUUAAUAAAUAUAUUUAUUGAAUUACAAACUGCGUGGACAAUAAUAAGGGCUACACUAUUAGUUAGGAAUCGACAAUACAAACCGAAUUGCAUUAUGUCGGACUCGGUCCAAGUCCAAAUAAAAGAAGAGCCUCAUUCAGACGAUGACAACACAGUCGAGUCAGCACAGUUUGCCGAGAAAGUAAUUAAAUGUGAGCCGCUAGAGAUUGAGAUAACGCCUGAUGUGCCGGACGAUGUAGACGAUCCACUGGGCGCAGAUCUUGACACAUGCCACCAAGGAUCAACAUCCGCAACCAAUGAAGAACAGGAAAGAAGCUGGAACAUAGAAAUAUCUUCAGCGAAGCUAUACACUUGCACCAUUUGCAAAAAAACCUUCGAUAUUCUAGAUCACUUAAUAGCACACAGGCGAGCUGAACAUGUGACGGAUGUGAAAGAAAAAUCUGUCUCCUGUGACUGGUGUGAUAAGAAGUUUCGAAGAAACUGUGAAUUAAAUAAACACAUACGCGUUCACACUAGAGAGAGACGCUUCGGCUGCGACUUAUGCGAGAAAAGAUUCAUCCGUAAAGAGGAAUUACAACUUCAUAGACAGUUACAUUCUGGAGAGAAGCCUUUUUCAUGCGAUGAAUGUGAUAAACAAUUUGCUGUCAAACAAUAUCUAACGAGGCAUAAACUAACGCAUAAACAAGAAAAUUAUCCUUGCGAUGAAUGUGGAAAAGUUUUCACUGUCAAAAAGUACCUAAACGUCCAUAAGCGUACUCAUAGUGGCGAGAAACCAUUCGUGUGCGAGAUAUGUGAUAAACAGUUCACAUUAAAAGUUAAUUUAAAUAAUCAUAGAAAUAUACACACUGGUAGCCGGCCGUUCUUUUGUGAAGUAUGUCAGAAACAGUUUGCGCAGUUAAGUUGCUUGAUCACGCAUAGAAAGAUACACACUGGUGAAAAGCCAUAUGCUUGCGAUAUCUGCGGGAAGCAGUUUACUUUGAAGUGGCUGCUGGGGAGACAUAAAGAUGUACACGCGCAGAUUACGUAUCCUUGUGACGUUUGUCAGAAGACUUUUACGCAAAAGCGCAGUUUGGCCGUUCAUCAAAAAUUGCGUUGUGAAAAAUCGUGAUCGAUUUGCAGACAUUUUUAGUGACCGCCCAAGUGGCCAAAUUUAAAACAGUACAUCAUAGAAAUAAGGAUGUGUUGCGAUAUUUUUGGUCACUAUGGCUGUAACUAUAUUUUGAUGCUGACUACAGAACAGACACAUCUUUAACUGUAUUAAAUAGAAAGGAAUGGGCAGUCUGUCUCACACUGCCUUUCAUGCAUCGAAAUGGCAAUUUAAAUUCGCAUUUUUUCGUCUGAUUUUGAUAAAAUUUGGUGAAUAGAUAAGGUUUCCCUAUUCUGUACCUACAAUAUAAGCGCAAUACCUUCCUCCGAGUUACGAUAACGUACGGUAUUUUCUUAACUCGGCGUAAAAAUUAAUUAUAGCCGGUACAAACAACUUUGUCAGUAGAAAAAGGCGCGAAAUUCAAUUUUUCUAUGGGACGAUAACCCUUGGCGCCUACAUUUUUUAAAUUUGCCGCUUUUUUAUACUGACGGAAAUAGCUUAAUAGACUUUAUUUACAUUUUUUUGUACAAAUUGUGAUUUUGUAUUUAUUCCGGCCAGAAUGAGGAGCUCUUUAUACAAAAGUACCAAAUUUUAUUAAAAUGCUACGAAAAAAAAUCGCCGACAAAUAAAAAUA